This is a messenger RNA of Mesorhabditis belari, 996 nucleotides long. NCBI's taxonomy places the organism in Eukaryota, Metazoa, Nematoda, Chromadorea, Rhabditida, Rhabditidae. The record is from the annotation of a GenBank genome assembly.
AUGUCAUCGUUAGCUGAAAUUAUCGGCUAUAUUAUGGUGCCAAUUCAAAUGAUCGGCGAGGUGAUCAAAGCGAUUUGGUUCAAUGUUUUUGAUGGACACUUUUUACCGUGCAAGGAUCUACGUGGAAAGAAAGUCUUGCUGACGGGCGGAGCGAUGGGUUUGGGACGAGAGAUGUGUUCGGUGUUGGCAAGAAAAGGAGUUGAUCUCAUCAUUUGGGAUAUCGAUGAGAAAGGAGCUGAAGAGACGGCAAGAAUGGUCAGAACAAAUGGCGUCAAGGUAUCCGUGCGAAAAGUGGACCUCUCAAGUCGAACCGAUAUUGAUCAAGCCGCCAAAGAGUUUAAAGAAACAAUCGGAGAGCCAGAUAUAAUUAUCAAUAAUGCCGGAAUCGCUCAACAAAAAUAUUUCACCGAAAAGAAGGAUCAUUUGAUCGAAGCAACCAUUCGCGUCAAUCUACUCUCGCAUUUUUGGAUAGCUCGAGCCUUUUUGCCGUCAAUGCUUCGCCGAGAUUCGGGACAUAUUUGUUCGAUCGCGUCGGCUGCUGGAUUGUUUGGGUGUUCAGGAAUGUCCGACUACAGUGCCUCGAAAUCGGGAGCGAUCGCUUUCCAAGAAGCACUCGAAGUUGAGUGCAAAGUGUUGGGAAAAAAUGGAGUGAAAUUCACGACAGUUUGCCCUGGAUAUAUCGCAACAAGACUCACGUCAGCCGAAAAUCUACCAGCCGCUCAAACGAAAGAGUUGAUGAAUCCCACAUUGGUUGCCACAAGAGUCAUUCGAGCGAUCGAACAAGAGCAAGGACUUCUGGCUGUUCCCGCUAUCUUCUAUUUCUUAUCGGGAAUUAAAGGCAUCCUUCCUCGCAAUCUCUACCAGCGACUUCUCGUUCAACUCCUCUGGAAAGAUCAACAAGAAGAGAAUACACUUUUUGGCUACAAUCGUGUUGUCCCGAAGACGCCGAUGACACCGGGUGUGAACGGUUUCAACAAUAAUGCCUCAAAGAAUUUU